AUGGCGGAUGAUAGUGACUUGUUUGAAUUUAACCCUGGAGGAGCUUUUAUACAAAGCUCUAAUGAUGGUAUUAUUGAAGAUAUCUUCAAUGCAAAUGAGGAUUUAUUCCUACAUGAAGACCAUACCCUUGAUAUCGAACAGGAGGGGGAGCCCGAGGGGGGUGAUGAGCUUGCUGAGCUUACUCCACUGACAACUUCUGAUACAACUCCUCUGCUUACUAGGAAGAUUGAAUUUAGUUCUUAUCUUCCUGAAUAUCCAGAGACACACGAAGAUGGAUUUACAUAUGUUAUCCAAUUCUCUUCUAGGCGCGCCAUUCCAACGAAGACAAUGAACAGCCCUUUUCUAAAUACAAUGGUAUUUAGGCAUAAGUACUCUUGUACUGGAGUAAAGAUAUGUGAAUAUCUUGCCUCUGAACUAGCAAACUACUCCUUUACAUCCUUAUCUGAAGCUGAACUUUAUCAGUAUCAGGAAAUGUGGAAGCGUAAUAAGACUACGCGAGGGGAGGCACAGGAGAAUGCAAUCAGGUACUAUAAGAAUUAG
Molecule: messenger RNA, 540 nt
Organism: Trichophyton benhamiae CBS 112371
Lineage: Eukaryota; Fungi; Ascomycota; Eurotiomycetes; Onygenales; Arthrodermataceae
Exons: 3
Coding region: 1-540 (179 amino acids)
Source: RefSeq, a predicted model, not a curated record